Aspergillus niger is the source of this 267-nucleotide messenger RNA. RefSeq lists its product as hypothetical. The record is from RefSeq and is a predicted model, not a curated record. The transcript has 3 exons. Lineage: Eukaryota; Fungi; Ascomycota; Eurotiomycetes; Eurotiales; Aspergillaceae. The coding region runs from base 1 to 267 and encodes 88 amino acids.
AUGGCAGUAAAUAUCGCAAACGUUUACUACUGUCGGGUGGUGCGAUAUUUUUGCUUCCUUGGAUGGUACGUGCUCAUGGAAUAUACAGACGGUCACAGAAGAUUCUCGGCUGCAGUCAAGGCUGCAGCAAGGGCAUCAAAUUGUGACAGCGACCAACUUCCGAUGGUUCUGAAUUCGGUGACAGCAUCUGGCUUCAUACUCCGCCCGUUAUGGGCCGCUCUAGGCCAAUCCAUGCCACUGGUUCAUAAGUUGGCAGUCGCUCUCUGA